Molecule: messenger RNA, 3056 nt
Organism: Oldenlandia corymbosa var. corymbosa
Lineage: Eukaryota; Viridiplantae; Streptophyta; Magnoliopsida; Gentianales; Rubiaceae
Source: the annotation of a GenBank genome assembly
GUAGUUUUGAAGGGGGCAUAUCUGCAAAAAAACAAAUUUCGAAGGAGGCCUAAUCUGCAAAAAACAAAUCUUUUCCAAAAGCCCCUUUCCAAAACGACGUAGUUCGGAAGGGGGCAUAUCUGCAAAAAAAACUUACCCCUCAAACCCUAUCCCCCCAUCCCCUCCCGUCGUCCAUUAAUCCUAAAUUGCCCAAAUUUGGUUCUCCUCCUCCCCAAUUGCCGCCGAUUUCCUCCUCAAAUCCGCCCCCAACCCCUCCUGUCUUCCCUGAACCCUAAAUUACCCAAAAUAUGGUUCUCUCCCUACCCAACUCAAACCAUGGCCGCCGAUUUCCUCCCCAAAUCAGACCAUGGCCGCCGAAUAUUCCAGAAGAUGACGCCUUGCCAAAUUUGUUCCUUGCCUUCAACAGUCCGAAACCCAACGGGAAUCAAAAGAGACAACCCCAUAAUCACUAUUCCUCCCGAACAGCUUCACACAACAACGUCAAGCAAUUCAAUUCUAUUACUGCAUCAAGAGGCUCAACUUCGUGAAGACUGUGCGGAGUGUGGCUUAGCGUGGCAUAGUGGUGCAAGAUUCAGCUGAUGACAUUCGACAACAGGUAUUCUUGGCUUCGAUGUGUGUUGUUUCUGUUUUUGUGUCCUGGUUAAUAAUAUAAUAAUGGAAUGUUAUAAGCAUACAAAUUUGGCUCCAAGAAAAGCAAAAAAGAAUCUGUCGACAAACAUGCGUUUCCAGAAUUAUACCUUCAAAUUCGUUCGAUACAGGUAAGUUCCUUGCUGCGUUGUUCGAUUUUAUUUCUGGCCAUGAGAAGAAAAUAAGAAGCAGGCUGUUGAUUGAGCUGUUUGUUUGGUGAAGGAAACAGAAAAAUUCAUUCGCUUUUUGUUUGGUGUUGCUCCACACGCAGAAUCCCUUUGUUUGGUGUUGAUAUGAUUAUAAUCUUCCUUGAGUUCCUUGCUAAAUUUGGCUUUGAAGGCCUCUUAUUCCAGGUUGGUGUUUUUCCUUUUUAUUUAUGCUUCUUUGUAUACAUCUUCGUUAGAUAAAUGAUAACAUUAACAUGUGAGAUAAAGAAUGAGUCCAUGCUUGUUUGAAUUCGGGAUAAUUAUACCCUUUGUGCCGCACCUUGUGCAGCUCCUUUUAUUUUGGUUUUCUGUUGUUUCGUUCAUUGAAAUUCAGGGUUUUUGUUGUCCUAAUUAUUUUUUCAAUCUCUUCGUAAUAAUAGGAUGAUGCCUGGUGAAGAAAAGUUUAGAUUAAUAAGAAGCAUUGGAAAAGAGUGCAUUCAAGAAGAUUGAAGGUAAUUAACAAGUUCAAUUACUGAUUCCGAUAGAAAUCAGGUUGUUUUAUCUAUUGUUUAGAUACAGAUAGAUAUAUUAUGUUGAGAGAUUCGCCUUAAAAGUUCAAACCUAACCAGAACUUUUUGCAAAAUGUUAACUGUUUAUACGUUCUUGCAUUUGUUCUUUUUCCGUGUUGUCGGUGCAGCCUUUUGAUAUAUAAUUGGGUGAGGAUUUUUAGUGGGUUAUGCAGUUUAGCUUGAUAAUUUGUCAACAUUACUGCCUAAUUAUAGUUUUUCAGCCAAUGGUGUGUGUUUCUAUUGAUUUUUAGUGUAUGUUGGUGUGUGUAUAUUUGAUUUCCUGCUAAAGACAACAAUUCCCUUAGCUUAAGAAAACUUGUGGAACGGAGUCAUGGAAUCUCCCAGUUCCUUUUCACCAAAUUUUUAGACAAGAAAACUCACGUAACCAAUUUCUUGUUUGACAACCUUUUCAGUUUCCAUGAGAAAAGGCCUUUUGGUGCUGUUCUGAUUAGAGAAAAGAUACUGCCCCACCGUACACGGCCAAUGACAGGAUUGUUGCUGUUUACUGGGCUGAAUGUUGUUUUGGUCUCUACAAUAAUCCCAAUUUAUGAUUUUGCGUAUUUACAUCCAUACUGGGAACGAAGGGCUGAAUGUUGUGUUGAUGCAUUUUUCCUAUUUCAAUUGGCUAACGCAGCUUAGAUGGAGGUGCAGCGGUUCCUGAUGUAUCGGAACGAGGUAUUGUCGACAGACCCGCCAAUCCAAUGGUGACGCCUCUGCUUACAGAUCUCUAUCAAUUUACCAUGGCCUAUGCUUGUUGGUUAAUUGUUAGGGGAGAUUUAUGUUUUCCUGAUCAAGUAUUUCAUGCCCUGUUUACAUGUUAAUUUUUUCUUUCAAAUGAGUUGGAUCCUUAUGGUACUCAUGUUGGCUUUUGAUAGAUUUUCGUACUUUAUGCUCUUUGAACUUCUGCACGUGUUUGGGUAGAUGUGGUACUUGAGUUGGUUCUUUUUUUAACCAUUAUUGAUCUUACUUCUGUAGGAUUAUGUGUUAUCCUUUUGUAUCUGUUUGAACAUCAUUUCUCUUUCAUGUUGUAAACUUGGCUCUGCUGCUCUGCCCCAAACCUUUGCUAUGAUAAUAAGUGCUGAUGACCUUUUAAUGUUCUACAUGCUUAAUGUCUCUUGCAGUGGUUUGCUGGUGCCACGCUUAUUGUUGUUGGUGUCAUAUUCUUGAGUAAGUCUAGCAAAGCGCAGAACACACAUUCAGAUUAGAAAUCAUCUGGGAAAAAAAUACAGCUCUUGCAUUUCACAGAUGAUAUAUUCAAUGAGGUUUAACAGUCGGAAGUGAUGGUAGUUUUGAUCUCCAUGCAAGACUCGAUACCAAAAUAAAGGAACCUCCAGUCAUUCAUAACCUGCAUGGCCUUGCCAUAUCGUCAAACCAUUCAGCCUCUUUUCUCUGCAUUGUUCUCUGCAAGGUAUCAGUUUUUAAGACAUGCAGAUAGUUUAUCACCCACCCACAACCCCCGUUGUUUUCCUCUCAUAGGUUUAGGUGUGUACAAAUGCUUCAUCUAUGUGAAUGUCUCGCAAAGGUGUUUUUGCGUUUGCCAUUUUAGUUUUAGUACAUCGUUGACAAUUGGAAAAGUCGAUAUAAUAGAAGAUCUUUUGUAAAGGCAGAACCGAAUUCUGUACUCCAAUGAAAUUUACCUUCGUUUUUUUUUUUUUUUGGCUUGAGUAAGGGUGGUACUCUAUUAGUUAAGGUAAAUCAAAUUUUUUGUACCAAC